AUGUUGGCGAAGGGGAGAGGAGGCAAGAUUAGAGCACCACGAAGAGGAUUGACCGCAGAUGAUGUCGACUUUGAUUCAAUAUGGGCCUCCCUCUCCACCGCAUUUCAAGAAAUUCACAUGAAGAAUGCCUCUAAAUUAUCCUUCGAAGAACUAUUUCGCGGCGCCUACAAGUUAGUCUUGAAGAAAAAGCAGGACAUGCUCUACGAUCAGGUGGUAGCAUUGGAAAAGACAUGGUUGAGCAACACCGUCCGAGCCAGGAUAACAGCCCUGAUCACCCCAGCAAUGUCCUAUGAUGUAUCAGAACAAGGCGUUGCUGCACAAUCGAACGAGCGAAGAAUCGCAGGCGAGCGCUUCAUAAGAUCUCUCAAAGACGCAUUUGCAGAUCAUCAACUCUGCAUGAGCAUGAUCACGGAUGUGUUAAUGUAUAUGGUCAAGGAUCGUGUUUUCAGUCAAGACCAGCGGCGGCCUUCCAUUUACGCAAGUGCGAUGGCAUUAUUCCGGACGCAGUUGCUGAGGGUGCCUCUUGGAGAUGGCAGAGAUGUCCUUUCGCUUUUAGAGACUGUGAUCCUCGACAUGAUUGAAAUGGAACGGAAGGGCGAAGUGAUUGAUCGAUCUCUGGUUCGUGCUUGCUGCUACAUGCUAGAAGGCUUGUAUGAAAGUUUCGCAGAAGAAGAGACAUCCAAGCUCUAUCUCACGUCCUUUGAACCCAAAUUCCUCGAAGCCAGUGUUCUGUUCUAUCGAUCGGAAGGACAGACACUUUUGGCCGAAGCUGACGCUAGUACGUUUUGCGCUCAUGCGCGCAGAAGACUGAGAGAAGAGGAGGAAAGAUGUCGUCAAACUAUUUCGCCAUUCACAGAACCCAAGCUAAAAAAUGUGGUUGACAAGGAGUUUAUUUCAGCUCACAUUCGCGAAGUCAUCAACCUGGAAGGUACAGGGGUCAAGAACAUGCUUGACAAUGACAAGAUAUCGGAUCUUCGCAACGUGUUUGAUCUGAUCUCCCGGGUAGACCCUCGUAGAAUGGCACUUAAGGAGGCCGUCCAAAAGAGAGUUUUUGAACUGGGAACCGAAAUCAACACCACGGCCAAUGUCACCAAAGUUGCCCCAGCGCCAGUAAAAUCCGCAACCAAAUCAACCUCAGAUGGCAAAGCAACAUCCGAGAAAACACUGAAUCAACAGACCCAAGCCGCUAUCACUUGGGUUGAACAAAUCUUGCAGCUAAAGAGAAAAUACGACAAACUAUGGGCAGAGGCGUUUGCCAGAGAUCCUGUGAUGGAAAAAGCGCUAGAAGUGUCUUUUCAAGAUUUCAUCAACGGGAAUGAACAAAGUUCAGAACAUCUCUCCUUAUUUUUGGAUGAAUACCUCAAACGUGGGGGGAAAGACAGGAACGAGAGCGAGGUCGACAUGCUUCUUGACAGCGGCAUACUGUUACUUCAGUACCUGGCGAAUAAGGACAAAUUCGAGACAUAUUACAAGAAACACAUGGCAAAACGACUGCUUAUGAAGAAAUCAGUGAGCCGUGAUAUGGAACGACAAGUCUUGUCGAAGAUGAAAAUGAAGAUUGGAAAUCAGUUUACCCAAAAAUUGGAAGGUCUGAUCAAGGAUACGGAACUUUCAGAUAACCUCAAUGCUCAAUACAAGGAACAGGUUAAUCGCCUGGGUGAUCCGGAUCCCAAACGUAUUGACCUAGACUGCCGGGUCCUCACAACAACUGUCUGGCCCUUCGAAACACUGUUCAAGAAAGAUUCUGGUGAAACUGUCAAUCAAGAGUACAAGUAUCCAGCCGCGGUGGAGAAGGCUCGUCAAAGAUUCCAGCAAUUUUAUCUUGGAAAACAUACUGGUCGAAAGUUGACAUGGAUGCCCUCGAUGGGUGAUGCCGAUCUUAGAGCCACAUUCACAACUGGUGGGAAAACUCGUCGAUAUGAGCUCAACGUGUCAACUUACGGGAUGAUAAUCUUGAUGUUAUUCAAUGACGUCUCUGCCGGAAACAGCUUGUCCUUCGAACAAAUUCAAGCCGAAACCAACAUCGAAACACCAGAACUCAUUCGCAACCUCCAGUCAUUAUCCCUCGUUGCGAAGUGGAGAGUGCUGAAGAAGGAGCCAAUGAGUAAAGACAUCAAACCUACAGACAAGUUCUUUUUCAACGAGGAUUUCUCAAGCCAGUUCCUCAAGAUCAAAGUCAGUGUGGUUGCUGGAGGAUCCAGUCGUGUCGAAAACAAUGAAGAGCGCAAGGCAACGCAAGAACGAAUUGACAAUGGCAGAGCUCUUGUCAUCGAAGCAGCCAUUGUUCGGGUCAUGAAAUCGCGCAAGGCACUGUCACAUCAUCAGCUUAUGACCGAGACUAUUCAGCAAGUUGUAUCUCGCUUUGCACCAGAUGUCAACAUGAUCAAGAAGAGACUUGAGUCGCUUAUCGAUAGAGACUAUCUGGAGCGAGGACCGGACCCAACCAAGCCUUCAUACAUAUAUGUGGCCUGA
This is a messenger RNA of Exophiala bonariae, 2472 nucleotides long. RefSeq lists its product as uncharacterized. The record is from RefSeq and is a predicted model, not a curated record. The coding region runs from base 1 to 2472 and encodes 823 amino acids. Gene Ontology annotation, molecular function: ubiquitin protein ligase binding. Gene Ontology annotation, biological process: protein ubiquitination; ubiquitin-dependent protein catabolic process. Lineage: Eukaryota; Fungi; Ascomycota; Eurotiomycetes; Chaetothyriales; Herpotrichiellaceae. The transcript is spliced from 3 exons. Gene Ontology annotation, cellular component: Cul3-RING ubiquitin ligase complex.